UUUUGUGUCUCUUAAACCUCUCCUCUCUCUCUCUCUCUCUCACCCUUCGCCCUCUCUAUAACCCUUUUCAGUUUUGUGGCGGCUAGUCUAUCUCUCUCUACCUCUCCACCAGUUUCUUCUUCUGCCGCCUCGCCUCUAAAACCCUAUACCCUUCUUCUUUUUUCCCUCCUUAUUUCUAGGGUUUAUCUCCUUUUCCCUCCUUUCUUUCACUCUCUCUCUCUUCGUUCAAUCUGUGUCGGUCAUGGCGGGCGUUUCUUCUGCUGAUCGUAUCCUUUCGGAAUUCCCUGAACUGGAAACUGCAGGUUUGUUGGAAAACCUGUCACUAGACCCUCAGGCCAAGACAACUGAUGUUUUGGAUCCUGCAAAGAAGCUGUCAACUAGUCAAUAUGGACCUAAUGACUUGGCUAAUAAUCAAGCCAUGGCAUUAACUCGCUCCACAACCCCUCUUGUAGACCCGAAUGCGUUCUAUUAUCCUAAUGGAUACCCAUCAUCUGCGUACUAUUACGGAGGUUAUGAUUGGAACGACUACAGUAGAUAUGUAAAUCCGGAUGGGGUUGAGAUAUCUAAUGCUGGGUUAGGAGAUAGUGAUACGCCUUUUUAUCCCCAAGGUUAUCCCUAUGGAACAUAUUCUUCAUCAAAUGCUUCUGCUGGUCCAACCCAUGAUAGCCAGUUGUAUGGGACCCAGCAAUACCAGUAUCCUAGUCCUUUUUAUCAGCUUCCUAGUUCAAAUGGUGCACUUGGCCAGGUUAGCCCCUCACCUGGGGAGGUCUCAACUGCAGCUGUGACCGACAAAGUACCUCUGCCAGUUGCUGGGACAAACUCUGGGAAUAUGGGCAGUCUGAAUAAAAAUAACGGAUUGAAGUCUACUACUUCCAGACCAAGUAAUCAGAAUUCGUAUUCAAACUCCAAUGGUUCCUUCAAAAGGGGAAAUUUAGGGACAACAUACCCGACUUCAAGUUAUCAGGAUCCAAGAUUUUCCUAUGAGGCAUUUCAACAAACAUUCCCUUGGGUUGAUCCCUCUAUGUUCACUGGGAGUCAAUCUGGACAUAUUUCUGGAGGCAGUUUUUCCUCUUCAAUGAAUUCACAUUCAACAAGGCCAGUACCAGGUUUUGGGCAAGGCUCUAGUUAUAUGAUGUAUCCAAACAACAGAAUGUACGAAAAUUAUGGAAACCGGGGCACUGGAUAUGCAUUUGGUUAUAACAAUAUGAGCAAUGGGCGUGGUUGGAUGGCUGCUGACAGGUACAAGUCAAAAGGCCGUGCCUACGGCAAUGAAAAUAUGGAUGGUUCAGGCGAGCUGAACAAAGGCCCCAGGGCCAAGAGUUUUAGGAAUCAAAAGGACUUUGGUGUUGACACUGCUCCAGAGGGGCAGACCAAUCCUACGACAGGGAACAACAAGGAGGAGAAUCCGAGUGAAAUUUUAGACAAGGAACAGUAUAACAGGGAGGAUUUCCCAGAAGAGUACACGGAUGCUAAGUUCUUUGUAAUUAAAUCAUACAGUGAAGAUGAUGUCCAUAAGAGCAUCAAAUAUGGUGUUUGGACUAGCACUCUGAAUGGUAAUAAGAAACUUGAUGCAGCUUACAAAGAGGCCAGUGCGAAGGGCAGCCACUGCCCUGUAUUCUUAUUGUUUUCGGUGAAUACAAGUGGUCAAUUUGUUGGUUUGGCCGAAAUGGUUGGCCCGGUUGACUUUGAGAAAACUGUGGAGUAUUGGCAACAGGACAAGUGGGUUGGUUGCUUCCCUGUCAAGUGGCAUAUCAUCAAGGAUGUGCCAAAUAGUACCUUGAGGCACAUUACACUUGAGAAUAAUGAGAACAAGCCUGUAACAAAUAGUAGGGAUACUCAAGAGGUUGUCCUUGAGAAGGGCAUUGAGGUUCUCAAAAUCUUCAAGUCCUGUAAAUCCAAGACUUCCAUUCUGAACGAUUUUGGAUUCUAUGCAACCCGUGAAAGGAUAAUGCAGGAGAAGAGGGCCAAACAGAAGUUGCAGAAGCAGGUCUUGGAAAGUGCAACGAAUGUGAAAGAUGGCUUGCAAAAGCCUGCAAGUGGUACUUUGGCCAAAGGCCCGAUUAAAGUAGGAGAAAUCGAGUUGAAGACAAACGGGGAACCUGGGGUUCCUGAACAAAAUGGAGCAACCGGUGAAAUGGCAUCAAAGGAUGGCGAAACUGUUGUUGAAUCAUCCGAGAACAAAGUUGCUGCAAACGGGGUUGCAAGCGCCUGCUAAAAGUUUUGGUCUUUCCUGCGUUUUUUGUUCUGGGAUCUAGAGGGUUGGUAACUGUGUUAGUGUAGUUUUGUGGAGGGUGUGAGGGUUUUCAUGUCGAUUGACGUUUGUGGGAGUGUGCUUGGUCAGACUAUCAUCAAUAUACAGAAAGUUAGGUUUUGGUUUUGGUUUUGGUUUUUGGUUUCCGAUUUUAGUGUCGAUUCCAUUUUCAGUUCUUUAGCGGUAAGAAAAGACAAAUGUGUUUACCUUUAUGUGUCAGGAAGAAUGGUUCUUUUUUUUUUUUUCUUCUUUUCCAGUCAUUUCUUCAACUUCUGGGGUGUGCUAUCUAUGCUGCGGUAUGUUUUGUUGUGUGAAGGAGCAAAAUCCAAAGAUUGGUAGGAGAUUAUCAUUCUCUUUAUUAUGCAUUUCUGGUGAAAUAAUUUGGGAAAGAAACAAAUUGUGGAAAGGUUGGAGUAAGAAGGAAAAUAGGCAAUUUUUGGAUUGACCUAGAGGAACGAAGUCGUCAUGGGUAGGGGUGUUCAAACAGUUUGGUUACCAUGGUAACCGUUUUAAUCGGUAC
Messenger RNA from Linum tenue, 2771 nucleotides. The record is from the annotation of a GenBank genome assembly. NCBI's taxonomy places the organism in Eukaryota, Viridiplantae, Streptophyta, Magnoliopsida, Malpighiales, Linaceae.